AUGGCAAGUAGUGCUGUUUGUUCCUCUUCAUUUGUUGCAUUUUCUCCCAAAAAGUAUGAUGUUUUUGUAAGCUUUAGAGGAGAGGACACACGCAGCAAUUUCACUAGUCAUCUUAUCACUGCCUUGUGUCAAAGAUCAAUCAAAACCUUCGUAGACUACAAGCUUGAGAGAGGAGAGGAGAUUUCACAAGCACUCACCGAUGCAAUUGAGGACUCAAAUGUGUCCCUGAUUGUCUUCUCAGAAAACUUUGCUUCCUCAAAAUGGUGCUUGGAGGAACUCACCAAGAUACUCGAAUGUAAGAGGAAUCAGGGACAAGUUGUUAUACCUGUGUUCUAUAAAGUUGACCCUUCACAUGUCCGAAAGCAUACUAUGAAGCAAGCAUUCGCAAAACAUGAGCAAGAUUCAGCUGCUCUCAAAGUGAACAAGUGGAAGGCUUCUCUCACUGAAGCAGCCAAUUUAGCUGGCUGGGACUCCCGGACCUAUAGGUAA
This is a messenger RNA of Gastrolobium bilobum, 489 nucleotides long. Its product is annotated as disease resistance protein RPV1-like. Lineage: Eukaryota; Viridiplantae; Streptophyta; Magnoliopsida; Fabales; Fabaceae. The record is from RefSeq and is a predicted model, not a curated record. The coding region runs from base 1 to 489 and encodes 162 amino acids. The transcript has a single exon. Gene Ontology annotation, biological process: signal transduction.